AUGGACUACAGUGCAUCAAUGCAAGACGAUAACCCCGCUGGAGCCUCGCCCUGGGGCAAUUCGCCCGCCUCCUCGCCGCGCCAGGCCAAGACGGGCUUCGGCUCGGUUCUAGGCAGUGAACCUCCAGCGUCUCCCUUUCGCUACAAUUCCACAUCCUCCGGCAACAGCCUCUCUCAAGAGCAAGAAGGCGGUUUCGAGAGCCAGGAUUCGUUCCGGAGGCCUGGUACGGCGAGCUCCGCGUCUGGGACCGAUGCCGGCACUGAGGACCUCGAAAGCACCGAGUCGGCACCCGAGAGCCAACGGCAGGAGGCCACGGAACCUGCCGAGCAGCAGCAGCAAGGCGGCUCCGACGCGCCGCAUCUGCCGGCCGGUCAGGGACCUGGCAGGCCAGCGGCGUCUGGUCAGCACAGCCAACGGCCACCUCAACCCCAGCAGCCCCAGUAUAAGCUCAUUGCAAAGAUCACAGGCCUUGAGAGGACCGGGAAGAAGGAUCCUCUCUUGAGGUUUGAUGUUCACACUAACAACCCGAGGUUCCGAACCACACAAUACCGCGAUGUGCGCCGCCUUCAUUCCGAAUUCGUCAAACUUGCCGAGCAUCUGAUCUCCGCCAACCCAGACUCGCUCGUCCCGGCGGUACCCCCGGCGCUGACUUCGGCAGGCGCUGGCACAGACGAGGAUGAGAACAGGGUCAAGGCGCUGAUGCAGCGCUGGUUCAACUACGUUUGCAGUAGUGACACCCUGACGAGGGAUGACGAGAUGGUCCUGUUCGUCGAGAGCGACUUUGGCUACAGCCCCAUGGUAAAGAAGAAGCAGCCCGCUACGGGCGUGCGCCGCAAGAUUCUCAAACAGUUCGCUCCGCCUCCUGACGACACGCCAGAGCUUCAGGAGGCUCGGCCAAUCGUCAAGCUGUUCUAUCUCGGCAGCAUGGAUGCUGGGCACAAGGUAGACAAGAUGGUCAAAUGCCGCCGAGGCCUCGGAUUAGCCGAGUCGGACUUUGGAGUCAAGCUCGGAGCGAUGAACGUCCAGGAACCACACCCUGGCCUGUCCAACGCCUACCGGAAGCUGGGCAAGGUCAUUCAGACCGUGGGCGAUUACCACGCCGCUCAGGCAACGGCACAAGCCACAACCAUUGGAGAUCCCUUCCAGUACCACUCGACUGAUGCCUUCAUUGUCAAGGAAACCCUGACCAACAGGCAAAUCCUCACGCGCGAGUUCAUUCAGGCGCAGGAGAACACGCGCAGCAAGCUCAACGCGGCUGACCGCCUCAAAGCGAGCUCUAACGUACGCCGCGAGAAGGUGGACGAGGCCAUCACGGCCCUCGACGACGCACGUCAGAACGAAACCUACCUGUAUCAGAAGACGACACGCGUCACCCAGAACCUCGUCCAGGAGCGCCGCAAAUGGUUCGGACGCACGGCCGCCGAUCUGCGCCUCAGUAUUCGCGAGUAUGUCCUCCGCGAGAUUGACGCCGAGCGCCGCACCCUCGCACUACUUGAGAGCGUUCGCCCAGACAUUCGCUCCAUUGACGCCUCCGGCGGCCUGAGCAGGCUCGGCCGUGAAGCGCACCCCGCAGUGCGUCGCACGAGCCUGGCCGCCAGCCAAGGUCCCAAGGGCGAUGCUUGGAGCGGCGUGCCGAGGCGAUCCGAGGUCCACCGCACCCUCUCGAGCAGCGUGAUGCCCGGCCUACCUGAGGACGGCGAGGCCGACGAUGCGCAGGGCGCAGGUCACGGCAGCGCGGCAGGUGCUCGCGGAAGCCUGGCCGAGGAGGAUGACGAGGACCGGAUCGACGCGAGGAACGCGGCCAGCCGAUUGGCGACGAGCACGUUUUGA
Molecule: messenger RNA, 1830 nt
Organism: Verticillium alfalfae VaMs.102
Lineage: Eukaryota; Fungi; Ascomycota; Sordariomycetes; Glomerellales; Plectosphaerellaceae
Product: vacuolar protein sorting-associated protein
Exons: 3
Coding region: 1-1830 (609 amino acids)
Biological process (GO): retrograde transport, endosome to Golgi; intracellular protein transport
Cellular component (GO): retromer complex; retromer, tubulation complex; endosome
Molecular function (GO): phosphatidylinositol-3-phosphate binding
Source: RefSeq, a predicted model, not a curated record